AUGCCCAGAAGUGCGUAGACGCGCCCGCCUGCCUCGGUCCGCGGAAGACUCUGCUCUGCGCCACCAUGGAGCGCAUCGAGGGGGUGGCCGUGGGCCUCUGCACCCAGUCGCCCUACCUGCGGCCUCUCACGCUGCACUACCGCCAGGACGGUGUCCAGAAGUCCUGGGACUUUAUGAAGACACAUGACAGUGUGACUAUUCUCAUGUUCAACUCUUCUCAGAGAAGCCUGGUGUUGGUGAAGCAGUUCCGGCCAGCUGUAUAUGCAGGCGAGGUAGAGCGUCACUUCCCAGGGUCUCUGACAACUGUGAACCAGGACCAGCCCCAAGAACUUCAGCAAACACUGCCUGGCUCAGCGGGAGUGAUGGUGGAACUCUGUGCCGGUAUUGUGGACCAGCCUGAGCUCUCACUGGAGGAAGUGGCCUGCAAGGAGGCUUGGGAAGAAUGUGGCUAUCACCUGGUCCCCACUGAUCUGCGCAGAAUUGCCACGUACAUGUCUGGAGUAGGACUGACUGGCUCCAGGCAGACCAUGUUCUACGCAGAGGUGACAGAUGCCCAGCGAGGGGGGCCUGGUGGAGGCCUGGCUGAGGAGGGAGAACUCAUCGAAGUGGUCCAUCUGAGUUUGGAUGACGCCCAGGCCUUUGCAGACAACCCUGACAUCCCCAAGACUCUUGGUGUUAUCUUUGCUAUCUCUUGGUUCUUUAGCCAGGUGGUUCCCCAUUUGAGUCUCCAGUGAGGCCCUAGGGCUAGAGAGUUCUAUCCCAUUCACUCAAACUCCUGCCCUGCACACUCAAUAAAUUUUACUCAUGUC
Molecule: messenger RNA, 809 nt
Organism: Arvicanthis niloticus (Nile rat)
Lineage: Eukaryota; Metazoa; Chordata; Mammalia; Rodentia; Muridae
Source: RefSeq, a predicted model, not a curated record